AAUUCUUGCAAAAAAAGCAGUGUCUACUUUUAUUAACAAGUCAAAACUCGUCUGUCAUUCGAAUUUCAUUCAAAAUUCUUAUUUUGACAAAACAUUGAACAAAUAAAAUGCGAGUCCGCAGAGAAUUCUUCAUCAAAUCAUUGUGUUCUUCUCAAAGUAAAAACAUUUUCUAAUUUUGAAAUAGUUUGAAAUUCCAUUGCCACAACUGUACUCAAUAAAACAUUUAUACCUUUGUCCUCAGUUUUAUAUGCUUUUACCCAGCAAUAUUCUGAAAACCCACCCAGCAAAACGAAAUACACACAAACCCAUACAUAAAACACACACACACACAUACAGAAAAAUCUAUACAACCACUACUACUAAACCGCUAUAACCCAAAACCCAACUCUUCAAAUUUCAAGCAACCUCUAUAAUAUACACAUAUACAAUCUAACUAUAUUUAUACACCAUCCCAACAAUAUUGCCUUAUGUAAGCGUUGCGGAUGUUUUUUUUUUUUUUUUGUAUUUUUGUUUUUGUGUAUUCUUGUAUGUCUUGUGUAUUGUUCUCUUUCUCUCUCUCUCUCACUUCUGAUGAGACAGGGUGCUUCGGUUAAGGUUUUUCACAUUAUUUCUCGCAUACAAUUUUGUGUUUUGGGAAAUUUGUGUAUUUUUCUACCUCUUCUACAUUUUGAAUCUCACUUCUUUUAUUAUCGCAUUGGACAUCGACGUGGUGCGUCGUUACUGUGUGUUUCUGUGCCGUUCAUAUAUAAAAAUUUUUCGUUCGAUUUACGAAAUAUUUUUUUGCGGCAAUGGAAUUAUAAAGCAGCAGCAAGAGAGAGAGUCGAGUGUGUGUCAUUGAUAAAAAAGACGACGACGAAAUAUUAUAAAGCGGGAAAUCAAAUUGGAAGCAAGUGUGUUCUUGGCUAAUACUCAAUAGCGUAGCAUACACUAUAUUUUGACAUUUCUCUAAAAAAGACAAGUGACAGUUUGAAUGACUUUUUUUUUGUUUUAAAAUUUGUGUGUAAAAGAUGUCAAAUUUGUUUACAAUUUUGUGAUAUAUUUUUUUUUAUGUUGAAAAAAAUAUAAAGUUUUUUAAGUGAAACUUAAAAAAUUCUAUUAAGCUGUUAAAUAUACAAUGUGUACUGAGAUUAAUUCAGCAAUGGGUCUUCAAGCAACAGCCGCUACUAAGCGGAAACAUGAAAUAACAUUUGAUAGUAAAGAUGCUAAUACUUAUACUAAUUGUCCGCCACCAGUGAAGACUAGCAGAUGGUCGUCGAAUGCAGCAGCACAAACGACGACAACAACUACAACACCAACGAUAAACCAUAAUAAUAAUAAUACUAGUAGCAAUAAUUACAACAAUGAACCAUCAACAGUAGCACCAACAACAACAGCAACAACAAUUAUCUUGGGAAAUUCCUCUUCAACGAAUAGUAAUAGCUCCUCUGCACCGACAACAGCAACGGUAGCUGGAGCUGCAGCAGGACCAGGAGCAGCUACAACAACUGGAGCCAACUUAAUCAAGAACUCUGGUAACUGUGAUGAGAAUAAAGUUUUUAACAACGCUCCAUCUAUGCCAGCAACAGCGGCUGCAACGACGAGCAACGGUAAUCCGGUUACUACAGCAACAUCAAACUGUGCAACAUCUUCAGUAGCAUUAUCAUCAUCAUCAUCAGCAAGUGAAGAUAGUAUUGCAAAAUUAGAAGUUGUGGCAGCAGUGCCAUGUGAGCCAUGGCAUACUUCAGAGCCAGUAGAUUGUAUCUCCAAGUUGCAAGCGGUUGCGGUUCCUAGCGAUCCAUGGGGUAGUAUUUCCACACGUUCAACACUUGCCACAACACUUUUAAGCACCGAUGAGAUGGACGAUGAUGAUGACGAUUUCGAAGAUGACUACGAAGAAGAGGAAAGUAUCAUUCCAACAUAUUGCCCAUUGAGAUAUCACCCAUGUCCACCUGCAAGCAAUGGAAAUAAUGGUGCAAAUGGUCCUGCUGGAGGUGGCAACCCUGGCCCAGGAGCAGGAGGCAAUCCAGCUGCUAUGCAACGUAACUACUCUCCUGCCAAUGGUUAUAAUACCAGACCAAACUACUAUUCCGAACCCUUCCCACAACAAAACUGUUCGCGAACAGGUAAUCAACAUUUAAGAAUGGCGCCCAACGCAGGAUUUGCACCACAAUGGGGCAAUUCGGCGGCGCAAAGUCAAAAUGGAUUUUAUGUGCCCCCAGAGGCAGCUUAUCCACCUCCGCAACAGACAAUUCGAUGUGCUGAAAAUGGCAAAUCAUAUCUAGAACUUGGUUGUAGUCCGACAAGCUUUAGUAGCUUGUCAAAUCAAAAUGGUGUUAGCAGCAUGGUUAAUGGUGUAAAUGGCAAUAGCAAUGGAAUGGAUACUAGACAUCCAUUGAAACGAUGCUGUGAUGGUCGUGCUGGCACAUGGUGCAAUACGAAUAAGAAUUGUUACAAAGAUGUUCGACUGAAGAUUCGCAAUCUGUCCAUGUUCAAAUUGUCCCGCUUCCGUCAGGUUUCCGAGCAAUCACUAUACCGUUCGGUGCUUAUUUGCAAUACACUAAAAUACAUUGAUAGGGAGAUUGAAUCCGAAGCGAAGGAAAUGCAUCAGCAACAGCAGCAACAUCAUUUGAAUCACCCGCAUCAUCCGCAUCAAAGUCAUCUGCAUCACCAUGUGCCACAUCAUGGUAGCAAUCAUCAUCACCACCAUCAUAAUAGUCAUCAUCAUCAUCACCAACAACAGCAACAACAACAGCAGCAACAACAGCAUUUGCAACAUCAGCAAAACUUGCAACAUCAACAGCAGUCAAAUAAUGCUAAUGGUGAUUAUUCACCAGCGAUGGGUUGUGCGAGAGUAACAACUCUUGACUAUCACCAAAUACAACACCAGCAACAACAACAGCAGCAACAACAACACAACCAGUUCCAUAGUCAACAGCAAGCAGCUGACAACCGCAAUGGUGACUGUACGCAACAACAGUCCUCCUACAUGAAUGCCAUGUCAAAAUCUAGCCUUUUCCACAACCAGCCACAUCAGCAUCCGCAUCAACAACAUCCGCAACCACAACAACAGCAACAACAACAACAUCAUCAACAACUUCAACAUCCGCAUUGCAACAGCGGUGAUUCAUUGCAUCCCUACGAUCACUACCCAUUCCGGGAAUCACAGUCUGGCCGUGCAACACCCUUCCCAACCAUACCAAGUCCGGUUUCACCAACACCGGUGACGCCAGUUUCAAACACAACGACAACCAGUGAUAAUGACUCAGGCUAUGGUGAGGAUGACUCAAAUCGUUCCAUUAACUGGAGUUCCGUAUUAAGCCUGUCAUCUCAAUCGGCACUAGAUCCUCUGAACAAUAACGACUUAUUUACAAUCCUGCCACCUGCAACAUCAUCAACCAGUCCGCCAGCGGCAACGCCCGUCUCACUGAAUUCAUCGUCGGUUUCAAUAAGCGGCACUUUCACGGCGUCUUCAGUGCAAAGCAAUAACAAUAGUGGUUCAGUGUCCUCUACAUCGUCCUCCUUGACUAGUCCAUUAUCGAGUAGUACGCCCACAACUUUUACCACCCUCUCAACGAUAUCAUCGUCAACGUACUCUCUAACAUCUUCGUCAGCUUCAUCGUUUGCCUCAGCGGCGGCAGCAGCUGCUUCAACCUGGGAGUAUGGUUUCCUAGAUAUGGAUUUUGGCCUUGGGUCUGAAUUCACCGAAUUGGUGCCGUCAUGUAAACUAUCGUCAGAUGAUUUGUUUAAAAGUGUUUCACCAGUAUCGGCAUUGAGUGCGUCACGAUAUUCGUCCGUCCACGACAACGAACUGGAACAUCCGGCACAUAUAAUGGUUGGCAGUUAGUAUCAGUUGUAAGACUGAACUUUUUAAGUUACCUAAAUGAUGAACACAUACCCGCCCGCCCUAAAGCCUAAGUUCAAUAAUGCACAAUGCAAACGGCGAGUUCCAGUUCGCGCAAGAAAACAAAAAAACAUAUAGCUUUUGAACUGAACAAGUCAGUCCAAAUGGUUUCUACAAAAAAUAAUAAAGUUCAGCUGACAUUUGUUGCGGUGACCUGAAAAACCAUUUUUUGACAGCAACUCAACUGUCAUUCAACACAAACAAAAAAUGAUAAAAACUAUUGUUCAAUCAAUACAAAAAAAUUGUAAUAUUGCUCAGGUUGUGAAAAACUUAAAAAAACAAAAAAAAAAAAUGAUAAAAAAAGAUGUUAACUUCGAUUUUAACGAAGUUUAACUUCAAAUUGAUAUUUUUUUUCUGUUUAGCAUUGUCUUUCUGUACAACUUUCUUCUGCUUUUUUUUAAUGGAAAAAGUAUUAAUAAAAAAAAACUAAAUUUAAUCACGAGUAUUAUCUACAAAAAAGAAUUCCUUUUUUUUUCACUUAAAUGCGAUAGCAAUAUAAUUUUUAAGUUUAAACAAAAAUUUCCAAAAUCUUGUCUGUAUAUCCUCACUUGAUUGCAAGAGAUAAUUAUGUAAAAUAAAAACUAAAAGUCCAUUCUCUUUUUUCUAUCAACAAACAAAAUACACACAAAUGCUAAACAAGAAGAAUAAAAGAAGAACAAAAAAAAAAUAAAAACAAAUUUCAAUUAAAAUUUAUGUAAAACUUAAAAAACUAUGUCUGUAAUUAUACAAAACAAAAACAAUUUAAAGCAAAAAGCAUUGUAAAUAGAACAAAAUAAAACUUAAUAAAAAAAGCCCAUUAAGAUGAUAUAGCUAAAUUUUUAAUAAUUGU
Molecule: messenger RNA, 4709 nt
Organism: Episyrphus balteatus (marmalade hoverfly)
Lineage: Eukaryota; Metazoa; Arthropoda; Insecta; Diptera; Syrphidae
Gene: tara
Product: transcription factor mef2A
Exons: 2
Coding region: 1115-3823 (902 amino acids)
Cellular component (GO): nucleus
Molecular function (GO): transcription regulator activity
Source: RefSeq, a predicted model, not a curated record